This is a messenger RNA of Salvelinus namaycush (lake trout), 2126 nucleotides long. Its product is annotated as thrombospondin type-1 domain-containing protein 7A-like. The record is from RefSeq and is a predicted model, not a curated record. The annotation marks the transcript as partial. Gene Ontology annotation, cellular component: plasma membrane. Lineage: Eukaryota; Metazoa; Chordata; Actinopteri; Salmoniformes; Salmonidae. The transcript has 14 exons. Gene Ontology annotation, biological process: actin cytoskeleton organization.
GUGAGUAUGUGGACCGCCAGUUAUGCCGUGAUGCCAUCCUGCCCAUGCCCAUCAUCUGUGAGGUGCCUUGCCCCAAGGACUGUGUCCUCAGUCCCUGGACCACCUGGUCCCUGUGCUCACACACCUGCUCCGGGAAGAACACAGAGGGAAGGCAGAUGAGAGCACGCUCUGUACUGGCCUACAGCGCAGGGGAAGGCGGGGUCCAGUGCCCCAACAGCAGUGCUCUCCAGGAGGUGCGGAGUUGCAACGACCACCCUUGUACUGUGUACCACUGGCAGACAGGACCCUGGGGACAGUGUAUCGAGGACACCUCGGUCCCCUCUGCCAACUCCACAGGGGCUCGGGCCGGAGUUGGGGGAGGGGACUCCUCAUGCUCUGUGGGGAUGCAGACACGGAAGGUCAUCUGUGUACGGGUCAAUGUGGGACAGGUGCCACCCAAAAAGUGUCCGGAGAGUAUUCGUCCUGAGACAGUCAGGCCUUGCCUCCUGCCAUGUAAAAGAGACUGCAGCGUCACCCCCUACAGCGACUGGAGCGCCUGCCCUGCCAUAUGCAAAGCAGGCGGCAACGCGAAAAGGAAACAGAACAGGAAACGCAUCAUCAUCCAGCUGCCGGCCAAUGGGGGACAGGACUGUCCGGAGGUGUUGGCUCAGGAGAGAGACUGUGAGGUGCCGUCUGUCUGUCUGGGAUACAGGUGGAAGACACACAAGUGGCGGCGAUGCCAGUUGGUUCCCUGGUCCGUGCGUCAGGACAGUCCUGGAGCUGUGGAGACCUGUGGGCCUGGGCUGCAGGCUAGAGCUGUCUCAUGCCGGAAGCAAGAUGGGGGUCAAGCGGACAUGGGAGCAUGUCUGAAGUUUGCCAGCUCCAUGCCCUCUCUGACCCAGCCCUGCCAGCUCCCAUGCCAGGACGACUGCCAGCUAACCACCUGGUCCAAGUUCUCUUCCUGUACACAGGACUGUGUGGGCGUCAAGACCCGCAAGAGGAUGCUAGUGGGAAAGAGCAAAAAGCAAGACCAGUGUAAGAACAACCAGGUCUACCCCCUCAGUGAGAUCCAGUACUGCCCCUGUAACAAGUACAACGCCCAGCCCGUGGGGAACUGGUCGGACUGCAUCCUGCCUGAGGGUGGGCGCGUGGAGGGCCAGCUGGGCAUGAAGGUCCAAGGGGACAUCAAGGAGUGUGGCCAGGGCUACCGCUACCAGGCCAUGGUGUGUUACGACCAGGACAACAGGCUGGUGGAGACGUCACGGUGCAACAGCCACGGGUAUAUUGAGGAGGCUUGCAUCAUCCCCUGUCCGUCUGACUGCAAGCUCAGUGAGUGGUCAAACUGGUCACGAUGCAGCAAGUCCUGCGGCAGCGGGGUCAAAGUGCGUUCCAAGUGGCUGAGGGAGAAGCCUUACAACGGUGGUCGACCGUGCCCCAAACUGGACCAUGUCAACCAGGCUCAGGUGUAUGAGGUGGUGCCCUGUCUCAGUGACUGUGGUCAGUAUGUGUGGGUGGCUGAGCCCUGGAGUGUCUGGAAGGUCAGCAACGUGGACCUGAAGGAGAACUGUGGAGAAGGAGUGCAGACCAGAAAAGUCAGGUGUAUGCAGAACACUAUCGAUGGGCCGUCGGACCCUGUGGAGGAUUACCUGUGUGACCCAGAGAAGAUGCCUCUAGGGGCCAGAGACCGCCAGCUGCCCUGCCCUGAGGACUGUGUCCUGUCUGACUGGGGGGCCUGGAGCCGCUGCUCACUGCCAUGCAACAAAAUCAGCACUCGGGAGAGGACAACAUACCCCGUUCGUCAACCUGGAGAGGGAAAGCUGUGCCCCAACACCACGGAGACAGAGCCCUGCAGCCUCAACAGCAACUGCUAUCACUACUCCUAUAACAUCACCGAUUGGAGCACCUGCCAGCUGAGUGAGAGAGCUGUGUGUGGUAGUGGCAUGAAGACACGCAUGCUGGACUGUGUACGAAGCGACGGCAAGUCUGUGGACCUCAAGUUCUGUGAAGAGCUGGGGCUGGACAGGAAGUGGCAGAUGAACGCUUCCUGUGUGGUGGAGUGUCCCGUCAACUGCCAGCUAUCUGAUUGGUCACCCUGGUCCGAGUGCACACAAACCUGUGGACUAGCAGGUACGUCACCAUCUCCUUAA